This is a messenger RNA of Cephus cinctus (wheat stem sawfly), 5828 nucleotides long. It is a transcript of the gene Axud1, whose product is annotated as microtubule-associated protein futsch. Lineage: Eukaryota; Metazoa; Arthropoda; Insecta; Hymenoptera; Cephidae. Bases 318 to 4142 code for a protein of 1274 amino acids. Gene Ontology annotation, molecular function: sequence-specific DNA binding; DNA-binding transcription factor activity, RNA polymerase II-specific. The record is from RefSeq and is a predicted model, not a curated record. Gene Ontology annotation, cellular component: nucleus. Gene Ontology annotation, biological process: regulation of transcription by RNA polymerase II. The transcript has 6 exons.
AGGAUGGUGUGCUGAUGGUGUGUUUCGUGCCUAGCUGUGGCUUGCUUCGGCCGCUGUGCCCUGUGCGCUGUCUGACUUGUCUGAGGUUCAAGAUGGCCUGUGUUAGCCGCGCUAUGGUGUGAUCCAUUUUGAUAUACAAGUUGUGAAAUUCCAAGUGUUCCCGUAACGCAUCACGUGUCGGCUAAGAUAUCUACAAGGGAAAUUUCUACUAUCCAAGGAAAUGUGACCAGCCAGGAAAACCGGCUCACCCUUACUACAAUGGAUGCUGCAGACUGCGGAACAUACAAUACCGAAGAGAUCUUCAUGAUCUUUCGGGAAUGAUCGUGCGCGUCUUUGCUUCGUGGGGCAAAGAGAUCUUGAGGAUGCUGAGUUCGUGGACCACUAGGCUGGCGAUGACUCUGGAGUUCUGGGAACAGCCAGGUUUUCCAGAGGGACUCGUGCUGGAAGGUUUACGACGAUUUAGGAGGAUGGAGAUCGUAUAUAAAGCCGAGAUGGAAUCACCUUUGGCCCAGUCUCGUCUCGUGGAGGCCCAAGAGGAUUCCACCUCAGUGGAGCCUCGAUUGGUCCCAGUAGCCAAGGACCUGGAGGAUGGGGCCGCUUCCGCUGUCAAGUCACCUGCACCUUCUCAAGACUCGACCGACCCAGCAAUUGCACUUCCGGUUAUCGGAGACUCUGCCGAGAGGACGACUGCGUCCUCCUUGCAGGACAACUUGGAGAAUCGGUGGGAGCUGAUCGAAGACUGCACCGACUCGUCGAUCCAAGAUGUCGCUAAGGAGACGCUCACGUUACUGGUGGAAGCUACCGAGAGGCUGGAAGAGUCUGCUAGGUCCAUUGGUCCCAUGGGAGACGUUGCUGAUCACGAGACUCUUCAGGAUGAAGAAAUACCUGCGUCAUCGCAAUCCUCCACGAACCCUUCGCAGCUGGGGUCUCCGCAACUUCCGGGAUCCUCCAGGAAGAGACCGGCGACCGACUUCCUGCCGAUAACCGCAGAAAUCAAAAGGAUGGGAGUAGAGAUUUCGGAAGAGCGCGCCAACCAAUUGAGAAACGACAUUCGCCGAUUGUCCCCGGUGGUGGUGAGUCUUCACGAGAGGACGCUGGGAGAGAUUUCUUUGACUCCGGACACGAGUCUCUUUGUGGAGGAUGCCGAGGCCUUUUUGCAUGACGAGGACGUCCCCGAGAGUUCAGGAUCUGCCGACGGGAAGCUUCUUCUGGAAGAAUCUCUCUCCCUGUCCAGUGGAAUUGCCAGUGGGUCCAAUCCGGAGGAUACAACCAGUUCAAGCGAAGCGACGAGCUCUCCCAGGACCGAUAAUGUCGCUGAGGACGAUACGACAAUCUUUUCCACGGAACUCGAGGCUCUGACCUCUAGGAAAAUCAUCCCGGAAGAUCCUGUCGACGAUGUUCCUCUUAGUGACAGACUUUCUCCUGCUUUCGUGGCUGUUAAUACGAACUGUGAGAAUAGUGAUAAUUGUGAGGUUGCUGCGAGCGAUGAUAUCGACAGUAGUGCUGCGGUCGAUCCUCUCGAGGAAAAACAAUGCGUGCACGAUGACAAUCUAGAAUCGCGUCUUAUUCCCGUUAUUCCCGGGAACCCUAUAGAUAACCUUAAAAGUGCGAGUCAAUCAAAACUAGAUAAUACGAGGGACGAUCAGUUGGUCAAGUGCGAAUCAAAUAUGCGGGACGCGGUGGUCGUUCUUACGCGAGUCGAUGGUUCACCGAAGAGUCCUGCCAAACUCUCCCCUGAAGGUAGUGGUGCCAGUUCUCUAGGUAUAAGGAAUAUCCUGCACGACGCUUUAGUCAAGAAGUCUCGGCAUUCCGAGGUCGAAUCCCUUGCAAAUGUACGAAGCAACCUGAAGCUUUGUAAAGUGGUUAUGGAGAAGGUAUCUAUGAAUGAGCAGAGGAAACCAUCACAGACGCUGCUGGUUAAUCUGGUUGACAGGGAGGAAGCUCCGGGUAUACCGAAAGGAAUAAUAGAGAAAUUGAACGUUGACGAGGAGAUUGUCUUUGCAUCUGGAAAAAUUGAAAACCAAUCAAAUAAUCAAACAGAACCGAAGACUCAACCCCUCUCUGUGGAGGAGACUCUGAAAGUGCCUGGGGAUCGAGCAGUCGAUAUUCAGGGAUCGAAUGACACGGGAACAGAAACAGAAACUGCUUCCGAUAGUUCCGAACUUACUUCCAUGGUAACGGUACACCUUAGAACGUGCGCGGAAACCGGCUCAGAGUCUGUAACCUGUCCUGAAACUGAUCCUCUUGGCUGCGAGGAAAUUUCGCCGGAAAUUAUAACCAGGUUGGAGCCCGAGAGGCCUGAACCUUUUACCGAGGACUCAGCUGAGAGUCUCGCGCUAGCUACUGGUGCUAGGGACGAAGUGAGGUCAGACGGCAGCGACUCAGGAUUGGGUAGUGAACUUCCUGGUGAUCCUGGACCCGCACCUGCUCCAGAGAGUGAUUCUGAAACUUCGUUCCUUGACAGGAUACCUGAUGACAUCCUUACCGACAAAGAAAAAGCUGUUAGUCAAUUGGAAGGAUUUGUUCCGGACGUCGUCAUCCAGGAUACUCCUCCAAGAGCGAUUCCCAAUUUUCCGAAUCCGCCUAAGAGCAACCUUAAGAGAAGACUCACAGAUUGCAUGGAGAGUGAACCCAGUCCGGCCAAAAGGAGUAACACAGAUGAUACUUCCCCAAGAAAGAAAAAUAUCCAGUUCGAUGCAGUCACUGUUUACUACUUUCCAAGGGCCCAGGGUUUCACCUGUGUUCCUUCUCAGGGUGGUAGCACACUCGGCAUGAGUGCAACGCACACGCACGCAGAGCGCUUCAGUCUGUCGGAACAUGCGGCCGAGCAGCGACGAAUCCACCGCGCGAGACUUGCUCAAUUGCGAUCGGAGCGUGCAGCUAAUUGCGUGACCGAAGCAGCUUCCAGUUCGGAAGACCCCAGCGACGACACCGACGAGGAACCUAGCGACACUGAGGAACUCGAUAUAGAUAGUUAUUAUUUUCUACAACCAGUGCCGACCUGGCAGCGCAGAGCUUUACUCAGGUCAGCUGGAGUUCGCAGAAUAGACGCGGUCGAGAAAGACGAUUGUCGAGAUAUACGUGCCAGCAGGGAACAUUGCGGAUGCGGUUGUAAGGGCUAUUGCGACCCCGAGAGCUGUCCUUGCAGUAGGGCUAACGUCAAAUGUCAGGUCGAUCGAGCUGGUUUCCCUUGCGGUUGCUCUCGGGAUGGAUGCGCCAAUAGUUCAGGACGCAUCGAGUUUAAUCCCGUUCGCGUUAGAACACACUUCAUUCAUACACUGAUGAGACUAGAAUUGGAAAAGAAGCAUCGCGAGGAAGAGAACGAACAUGAUGCGGAUAAUCAUUCGAUGAGAGGUCCUUUACGAGAACUAGGAUCUGUCAUGAAUAAUGAAUCGUGCAUUAAUGAUAGUGGAAAUGGAUUCAUGACGCUUCACUACGAAAAUUCGGAUGGUACGAAUUCAACUUGUCAACCGGAAGUACCUGGUGCUCGAGAGGACAGUCUUGAUUUGUAUGCUAUAAGGGACGAUUGCUAUCCCAGUGAGGAUACGGUUGACGGCGCGCAAAAUCCUCAGAGAAAACUGCAUCCUGAAUUCAGUCAGACCUUCCAAACCUUUCCAGGACAAGUCAAUCCCGUUGUGGCGUUCCAGCAGGGGAGUUAUCAGGAUUACCAGAACUACCAACCGUUACCCUCGACGUCUCGGGCUCACUACCAACCUCAAUUUCAACCUGUGCCUGGAAACUCAGGGUUCUCUCCUUACGCAGCCUACGGUCAAGACACCAGUAGUUCCAUCCAGAGUGGCUGUCAGCCUCACGCAGGAACUCAUGGUACAGGGUACGAGACAUCCUUUUGCCAGGAGGAUGGCGCAGCUUCCCAGUACACGAAUUUAAACUCUGUUCAGCCUAUGAAUACCGUGAUGCAGCAGAUGGGUAAAUUGGAACCCUUCUCUGAACUUCUAGCAGGAAGAUAUUCUUACUACGGUGAAGUGGAGCCACAGAAUCACGGGAGUUACCAUGGGAACACGGCAAAGGUCGAACCAGAGAAGAGUCAGGCGAGCGAACAGCAGUCAGAGAACGCGGAGGACUGCGACGAGAAUUUUGGAGAAAUUAUCAAGAAGUCAAUGGUGGAGACUGUAUCCGCUUAAGAAGUGAGCCAUUAAGGGUGGAACUUAAAACUUUUAAAAGCUUGUCAUAGACGAUGGACUGGAUGCCGCUGAUUAUACGUACUAAGCGAAAGCGUACCAAGCGUACCUGAGGACGGAUUCUUGAUUCUUAAUUUUGCUCCCAGACGCCAGAGCAAAUGACGUCUGAAUCAUAAAAUCAGUGGUGGGGUGAAUAUUGACGUCUCUCGGAAGAAAUAAACACUUACGUGGACGGAACGCCGAAACAUAAAUGGGAGAGAACGAGAGAUCCAUCGACGGGGGAGAAUUUAAUGCGGUUGUGACCAAGAAACAACAUGGGAUCAGCUUAGAAUGCAGUUUAUACUACACCUAACUUUAAUACUUAAGCGUAGAAUCGCGAGUCAUGUGUUCUUAGACGAAGCUUUGCGUUUGUACGUAAGCUGCGGUCACAGCUCGUGAUUACAUUGAUCAGGUUAGGUUGGUAAAAUUUCAAAAAAGGAAGCCAGACAAUUACGCGAAUAAAAACGAGAUGUCCCAAUGAGAAAAUCUUGAGAAAGAAAUGAGAGUCUCGCUGGCUUUGGACUUGGAACAGGCUCCUCGAGAGUUCGUGCAAAUUUACACUGUUUUAUUAAUAUUUCGCAUAGACACUUGAAAAACGCGCUUUACUUUGGAUCCCCUCCAGGUCCAGCUAAAUUAGUUACGGGACUUUUUUUCCAGGUGUGGACCCCUGUCAAGGAGAUCGAGGCAACGGUAUUUUCGAGCGAAAGCAGGUUAUCGACACGAGCGGGAUCUUCGUUUCUUUUUCUUCCAAAGCUAGAAUCUUUUCACGAAGAAAUUUACACGUGUGCUCCAUGAGAGCGUGUGAGGGAUCGUGCGCGCGCGUGCAAGCAAGAGUACAGGCUGACUCGUAUUUACGAAAGGAAUCAACUCAUUUACAGUUUCCUUUUCUUGAAUUUACUUCAGUUUCUUCUACGUUUACUUAAAUCUCUUUGUACACAGAAAAAGAGCACUCUGGCAAUUGAAAAAGUUUCGCAUGCGUUGAUUGGUGCACUUUUAAGGUAGAAUUAGAAUUAAAAAGGUUCAAAAAUUGUAGUGAUUAUUGAAUGAGUAACUGAGGCGUGGAGACAAUUUUUUAUGAAGAAAGAAAAGUAUGGCGGAGUGGUGGCUGCCUUUUAUCGUUCUUAAAAGUAUCCUUUCAGGACGAGUUCGUAGACAGAGAAUUUUAAGACAACUUUCUUAGAAUCUCGGGGCGUUGAUCGCAUACAUCCACGAUUUCAUGAGACGUUAUGCAUAAGGAAAAAUAAUAAUAUGGCGAUAGUAUUAAAUUUAUACAUAUUUACCACGGACGGACGCGUCAGAUCCCGAGCAGCAGGUCUAAAAAAAACGAGCCACUUUCUCAGGCAGCUGGUGUCGUUUUCGCUUAUUGGUUAAACGGCCAGGCAGAGUGCAGCUCUACGCUAAAAUUGUAAAAAAAAGCUGCAAAUCAAAUAAUACAUAAUUCUUAAAAUAUAAAAAAAAAUCGACCGCCAGAGAUAAUUUGAAUUAAAAAAUAAGUAAAGUGCGAUACGUUGCCAGGGACGUGACACCUCCGUAACAAUAUAAAUAUAUAUAUAUAUAUACAUAUAAACUACAUAUAUGUAACUUUUAGAGUAUUUGAGUAAAAAAAGGCAUACAUAGCUGAUAGCGUUUUAUUAAAUGUUGUGAAAAGUC